AUGUGGAAACAGGCCAAUUGGUGGCAGCAGGUGGCUGAAUGUAAUUCUCAAGCUACUCAGUCACUGAAACUGGAUUUUAGUUUAGCAUACAAAGAAGCUAUAUUGUCCAAUAUUGUUUUUCUGCUUGGAGAUGUUAACUAUGAAAGAAAAUAUAAGACCAUAUUAUGGAACCAAAUCAUCGGGGCAUAUGCAUGGGAUGGUCCCUUUGAGAAAGCCAUUGAUUUGUACUGUGCAAUGGUGGACUCUGGUGUAGUGCCGACAAAAUUUACGUACCCUUUUGGGCUAAAGGCUUGUUCUGCAUUGCAGGAUGUGGAAAAUGGUGUGAAGGUUCAUGGACAUGUGAAAAGGCUUGAUCUUGGCUGUGAUGGUUUUUCGUUACAUGGGUUGUGUUGGGAUGCAAUGAGAUUGGUGUUAGAGAUGCAGAAGAUGGGGGUGAAUCCCAAUUCGUCUACUGUUGUGGCAAUUCUGCCAGCAAUUGGGGAGGCGGGUAGGUGGAAGGAAGGAAAAGCUAUACAUGGAUUUUGCUUGAGGAGGGGUCUUGAUGGUGAGGAAGUGGCUGGAACUGGACUUUUGGAUGUGUAUGAAAAAUGUGGCUGGUUGGUUUAUGCAAAGCGGAUCUUUGGUGCCUUGGGGUUGAAGAAUGAGAUCACUUGGACUGCUAUGAUUGGAGCUUGUGUCACUUGUGAUGCCACAAGAGAGGGGUUAGAUUUGUUUCAAAAAAUGAGGGUGGAGGUUGCUGUUAGUCCUUCUCCUAUUAUUCUUGCAACUGUUAUUCGUGGUUGUGCUAAGCUUAAUGACCUGAAUAUAGGGAGACAGAUAUAUUGUUACACAAUUAAAAUGGGCUAUCAUUGCGAUUUAACGUUUGUCACUGGAUCAUCUUCAUUGCGGAUGUACUGGAGUGAACGGGUUGUCGUCUCAUUCGCUGGCCUUGUCUCCAUGUCCCUCACCAUUGAAUUGUAUCUUGAUCUAAUGGUGACCAUGUAUCCAAAAGCUGUGUGA
This is a messenger RNA of Fraxinus pennsylvanica, 999 nucleotides long. NCBI's taxonomy places the organism in Eukaryota, Viridiplantae, Streptophyta, Magnoliopsida, Lamiales, Oleaceae. The record is from the annotation of a GenBank genome assembly.